AUGAGUUUCGCCAUCUCCAAGCUCGAUAAGGAAAAUCAUCACCGUCGCCUCCAUUGCCACCGGCAUCCAGUUCCGCUGGGCUCUUUAGCUGUCUCUUCUAACCCCAUACGUUGCAGACCCUCGGCGUUCCCCACACAUGGGCGGCUUUCAUUUGGCCCUGCGGUCCAAUCUCCGGCCUCCUUGUUCAACCCAUCGUGGGUUACAACAGUGACCGUUUCACCUUCCGGUUUGGUCUACGCCGACCCUUUAUCUUCGCAGGAGCCGGCUCGUUCUCCAUCGCCAUCUUCCUCAUCAGUUUCGCUAAAGACAAUGGUCACCGUGCAUAACUCCAUUGUCAACCUCGCAAGGGUCUUUGACAAUGCUGUCAGUUUUCUUUCUAGUCAAGUUUCAUGGUACCAUGACUCAGCUGAUAUCUGUAAUCUGGGUAGUCUGAACUGCUCAAAUGCAUUCGUCGAGAAGUUUUCAGAAAGCAAAGAUUGGAGAUUGAACUGUAGUGAACAUGAUAUGCGUCUGGGAGCCUGCACUUCACUGGUUGGUCCGGUACAGGAGCAAAGUUUCCAUAUAUUUGAACAGUGGGGUCAGCUAUUUUGGGAAGAGGAUGGUGACGCUCGUGAGAAACCAAAGUAUUCUCCACCAACGGGAUACUGGAAGCUUGGGAAGAGAUUCCAUGAUAUUGUUAUUAAGAUCGGUCUUGAUAAGAAUAUCUUUGUCUGUAACGGAUUAUUGUCUGUUUAUGCUAAAUGUGGGGUUAUGAAAGAUGUUCAAAUUUUUUCGGUCAUUGAUGAGCCUAAUGAGGUUACUUUUACCUCAAUGAUGGGUGGGUUAGGAAGUAUUGACGGUGUAUUUGAGGCUUUGGAGAUGUUUAGAGUGAUGUGUAGAAAAGGGGUUCGAAUUGAUUUUGUUUUCUUGUCUGCUGUUUUGAUUGUUUGUGCGAAGGAGGAAGAGUAUGGUGAAUCUGGUUGCUCUGAAGAUAGUGAUAGAUUAUCAUGUAAUGUUGUACUUGGGGAACAAGUACAUGGUCUUGUAAUUAAGCUCGGAUAG
Molecule: messenger RNA, 1041 nt
Organism: Hibiscus syriacus
Lineage: Eukaryota; Viridiplantae; Streptophyta; Magnoliopsida; Malvales; Malvaceae
Exons: 4
Coding region: 1-1041 (346 amino acids)
Biological process (GO): RNA modification
Cellular component (GO): intracellular membrane-bounded organelle
Molecular function (GO): RNA binding; protein binding
Source: RefSeq, a predicted model, not a curated record